Molecule: messenger RNA, 2566 nt
Organism: Spodoptera litura
Lineage: Eukaryota; Metazoa; Arthropoda; Insecta; Lepidoptera; Noctuidae
Product: malate dehydrogenase, mitochondrial
Biological process (GO): tricarboxylic acid cycle
Cellular component (GO): mitochondrion; cytoplasm
Molecular function (GO): L-malate dehydrogenase (NAD+) activity
Source: RefSeq, a predicted model, not a curated record
GUGUGUCAAGUGCUGAUAAAUUCAUGUAACAUUUAUUCAAAUAAAAUUAUUAAAAAAAUAUGCCAAUGUGGAGAUCCGUACUGGCAGGAUGCCGUGGAGGUAGGCGGCGGUUUUUCGUGGAAGGAUACAAUGGAAUGUGUUAUGAUAGGGUUUACGGCAGACGUAGACAUGCUAGGAGGCAGUACAGUACCUGCCCAACUGGAAUGAAGGUCACCAUCUGCGGGGCUGCGGGAUGCACUGGUCAACCUUUAGCUCUACUGUUGAAGCAGUGCCCUUUAAUAGACGAGAUAGCUUUGUACGACCAGUGCCCCACCUGUGGGUUUGCCGUGGAACUUAGUCAUGUAGACACUAAGAGUAAAGUGACUUCGUUUUCCGGGAAACAUAUGCUGUGCGAUGCACUUCAAGGCGCAAAGGUAGUGGUGCUUGUGGCACGGAACGAAAUGGACACCUUCGAACAGAGUGCACCCGUCAUUACUGAAAUAGCUCUGCAAAUAUGCAACACUUGCCCGUUGGCAUUUACAAUAGUAGCAACGGAACCAGUGGACAGCAUGGUACCUCUAGUAGGUGAGAUCCAGCGUCUCCGUGGAAUGUACAAUCCUCGGUCACUCCUCGGCUGUGUCGAGCUGAACUGCGUGAGGGCCAACACGGUACUGGCUGACUAUAUCAAGGCCCCGCCCGAAGCCGUCAAGGUUCCAGUUAUAGGGGGCGCCUCGCCUGCCACUAUGGUACCCGUGCUGUCAGCCGCUGUCCAUCCCUGUCAUAUGACGCAAGAACAGAUUGAAUGUAUAACGUCCUGUAUAAUGAGCGGCAACGAGGCGGUUUGUGCGGCGAAGGGAUGCGCCACUGCGACACCUUGCCUCGCCGGCUCAUACGCAAUAGCGCGAACCACCAUCAACGUAGUUAAAGCGUUGCAAGGAAAGAAGAUUACACAGUGCGCCUACGUCGACAGUCUUGGCACAUGCGCUCCAGACUGCCAGUUCUUUGCAAACGAUGUAAUACUGGGGCCUUCAGGAGUGGAGAGAAACUUAGGCAUACCAGAACUGACUAAGUUUGAGAACUGUCUCCUGGUCAACUGUUUGCCUUACAUAAAAAAUGAGAUCGCUCGAGCAGUCUGGCUGGUAUACACAAUGUGCCAGCAGUGUUGCUGCCCGACGUGCAGCCAGCACCCUUGCACGUGCUACUCGCAGCCAGUCAUCCCAUGCACGCCACCCACCAAUUGGACCUGUGACUGGCCUGACGCUUGCAGAGACGAGUACCUUGCUUCGAUUUGUCGCGAGAUGUCCUGCAAAUGUGGCGGCACAGAACUGUGCUGGCGUCCUCGUGAUUCUGACUACGACGCAGCUCGUGCCGCUAAUAUAAUGCACCAGAUGCCCGUUCGAACUGCCUCGUGUCCGGACAAGAUGCCUAGGAGUGUCCGCAUGGCUGCCGAAAUCAGACGGAAAAAUCGAAACCCUUGCUCUACAAAAUAUUAAAAUAGCUAUGUAUAUCAGAAUAAGCACGCCUGUAAGUCUGUACAGGUAAUUAUACUGGUUCAGAUCGUGAAUAUGAACAACUUAUGUUUUUGGUACUUUUGGAAAAAACUAAAUACACUUUCCGUAUGAAUUGACGCAUUGCAUUGUAUAAAAACUGAAAGUUUGAAACUUGAAAUUCUAGAAGUGCAAUAAAAUGUUGUUCAAAUGUUCUGAACUAGAAUCUGAACAUGGAUUUGUGUUUAUGUCGAAAGUACCUGUAAGCACGCCGUUUGCGUGCUGACUGACAACCCGCCGUUGAUUGAAGUUAUGAAAUAUAUCAUACGACAUACGAUUUAAUGUGUAAUUUGCGAAUAAAUUAUCGUGACGUUAAUAGCUGAGCAGAAGAAGUCUAUUCAUACGUACUAUGCGGUUACUCGCAAUGCGGCCAGCCGUCCGGCUGACCGCAAGCACAAUAUAUGUAUCCUACGCUACCCGCAGACCGCUCCGGUCGCUCGGAGGGCUGCGGCCCGAGUGAUGACCACCCGGACGGUUGCUAUAGGCAUUGUGCAGCUCAGUCUACGGCUGCGCCGCCAUUGGGUGAGGGUGAGCGUGUGUACGUGGUACGUCUGGUAAAAUAGAAUUGGAUGCCGAAAACUUUAACAUCGAAAUCCAAAGUCGGCCAGCAACUUAGCUUAAUAGAAUAGCUGCAAUUUCUUCCGCGUCCAUCUUUGAAACGGAUCGAUAUGACCGCAAAUCGCAACGGUUCUUCAAUCGCACUUUGUGAUUGCGAACGCGGCUGCCCGCAAUCCGGCUGGCCGCAUUCGCAACCGCAUCCUGCGAUCUGCUGGUCGGCUAGCCGCAUUGCGGGCAUAGUGCGUAUGAACCCACAAUUGUUACUUCAGACUAGACUGCUUUAUUGUUAUUAUGAAUGACGAAAUAUGCAGUUGCGUCGCAUACAGCCAGCAAAAUCUCUUACUUAGAUAAAUUUUUGAGGCGUACGUUUUGUAAGACUAGUAUACUAAUUAGGUAUUUAUAUGAUCUGUGAAAUGUGCGAAAAAGCAGAACACGUCAAUAUCCACGAAUUAACUGUCCAUUAUUAAUCACAAAAAAAAUGU